GCUCUUCUCCUUCUUCUGAAUCUGGGAGUCUGACAGCAAAGCUCUCGCCGGCCAACGAACCCAGGGGGAAGACUUGACUUGAGCAUUAAAAACAAGGAGAUGCGGCAUCGCGACCACAUGGAAAUUGCAGGGAACUAGCCAACAACACCACCUCUCCCCGCUUGUGGCAUUGGGCAAGAGAGUCGCCUCGAGAUUUCCUGCGAUUCUAGGCUUCGCACGAGAUCAGUAGCGCGUCGCUGCGGUUUGCAGGCGUCGCAGCACUGGAUUCAAGUUCAAGAUCCCAAAAGGUUUCCCCCAAAUGCACUCUCUGUCGGUGGUUUUUAUCAUUGGUCAAAUCUGCUUCGGAAAAGGUUAUGAGUGAAUCUGGAUGCAUUCUUAUUGUUGGGUGAUUGGGGAAUUCGGCCAUGUGUUAAUUGGAGUCUACGAGUGCUACUUGGAUCACUGAUUGGGAAAGGAGAGGAUAGAACGUACAUACAAGUAGUGAGAAGGUAAUACUUGAAUAAUUAUCAAGUGAGUUAUGAUCGAGACAAUUCUAGCAGGCUUCACCAAAGAUGUUGUCAAGUCACUUGGCAAAUUAGCCACUGACGAACUGUCCAAAGUACUGUAUGUAAAAAAUGAGAUCGAAAAACUUAAGAGUAAACUUGAGCAUAUCACGACUAUCAUCAUGGAUGCAGAGCAGACAAUUGUACAACAUGCAGCCACCAGGGAUUGGCUGAAGAAACUGAGAGAAAUUACUUAUGAGGCAGAAAACAUAAUUGACCGCUGUAGGAUUGAAGCCGAUAGACCCCAAUCACAACCACAGGAGUGCAAUCCUUCGUCAGCCUUCAAGUGUUGCAGAGAUGUUGCUAUUAACUACAAGAUUGCAAGCGAUAUACAUGAACUAAAUCAGAAACUGGAUAGCAUUAAAUCAGAAAGCAUGAUGCUCCAUCUAAAUCCAAGACUAGAAGAUAUCAGAUCAGAUGAUGUUGCUCCAGAUCUUGAUUCUGAUAUUGUAGGUCGAGAGGUAGAGAAUGACUGCAACAGUCUAAUCCAGCUGCUACAAAGAGAAAAUACUAUUAGCUGUCGUUUAUUUGCUAUAGUAGGAACUAUUGGAGUUGGCAAGACUACUCUUGCUCGAAAGGUAUACCAUAGGGCAGCAGCCAUGUUUGAGACCAGGUUAUGGGUUCAUGUCUCAAAAGACUUGAAGCAAAUGACAAUGUGGUCAGGUGGGAAGUAUACAAAAGCAGAGACUCCAGAGCAACAGGCAUUAUUGCGCACAUGUUUAGAAGGUAAGAAAUUUGUGCUGGUCAUUGAUGAUGUGUGGGGAGAGGAUGUUUGGGAUGGGCUGUUAGAGGUACAAGCACAACAUGGCACCACUGGCAGCAGAGUCCUUAUAACAACCCGAGAUGAGCGUGUUGCUAGGAGGAUGGGGGCUAUUCAUCUUUACCGUGUGAAGUGCCUGAAUGAGGAUGAUGGUUGGUGGUUGCUUCGUACAAAGUCUUUGCUUAACGAGAACACUGGCAACAUGCAAGAUGUUGGAAGACGGAUCGUCCAGAAGUGUAAUGGACUUCCAAUGGCAAUAAGGAGAAUUGGAUGCUAUCUAAGGGAUGUGGAGCCUCAAGAGAAUGACUGGGAGAGAGUCUACUCGAGCAAUUUCUGUGGGAUUUCUAGGAGGAUUCGAAGUACUAUUAAUAUGAGCUAUCUGGAGUUGCCAUAUUACCUGAAGAGGUGUUUUAUAUAUUGUGCUCUGUAUCGAGAGGGAUUUGUGAUCAACCGGCAGUGUAUCACCCGCCAGUGGAUUGCUGAGGGGUUCAUUGUGACCACACAGAACUCAACGCAGCCGCAAUCUACAACACUUGAAGAGGAAGCUGAGAAAUGUUAUGAGGAAUUGCUGGGAAGGGGCCUUCUUCUGCCUGAAAAUGAAGCUUGUGGUGCGGUGGGAGCAAAGAUGCCUCAUCUUUUCAGGUCGUUUGCACUUCUUCAGUCACAAAAUGAGAACUUCACUGGCAAUCCUGAAGAUAUAGGUGAUGUUUUUAAACCAUGUCGCUUAUCCAUCACAAAUGCAAGUGCAGAAGCCAUCCGGAACGGAAUUAAAAAGCUUAAGAGCUUGAGGACAAUUCUCCUGUUUGGGAGUUCACUAAAUGAAAAGUCCAUGAAUGAUAUUUUCCAGAAGUUCACACACAUAAGAGUUCUGGACCUUGGAAAUACACAUAUUGAGUGUGUUACUGUAAGUUUAGGACGGAUGGCACACCUUAGAUAUCUUAGCUUUGCUAAUACUCAAGUUAGAGAAAUUCCUGGUACUAUUGAGAAUCUGAGGAUGCUGCAGUUCUUAAUUCUGAAGAAUUGUGUUCAUCUCAAUGCCCUCCCUGAAUCUGUUGGCCGCCUAAUAAAUUUGAGAAGCCUUGACAUCUCAGGAGCUGGACUAAAUUGUGUGCCAUUCCGAUUCUCCAAGAUGAAAGAACUCAACUGCUUACAGGGUUUUCUUGUAAGGUCAGCUGGUGCACAAAAUAAAAGUGGCUGGAAGUUUCAAGAACUGAGCUCCUUAACUAAGCUGACAAGCCUCCAGAUACUGAGGCUAGAGAGAACACCCAAUGGGGAACAUGCAAGACAAUCAGCACUGGAGGGGAAGUGUCAUCUCAAAGUGCUUGAGUUAAGCUGCAGCACUGAUGACCAACCAGUGGAGAUUAGUAGAGCUGAGAAUAUUAAAGAUGUUUUUGAUGCACUGAAGCCAGGACCUUCUGUUGUCUCUGUCAAGCUGGUAAAUUAUUAUGGACAUGGAUUUCCAUCUUGGUUAUCUCCGUCUGAUCUACCACUGCUGCAGCGGCUGACCCUUGAUGGCUGCCUGUAUUGCCAAUGUUUACCAUCUCUGGGACAGAUGAAGAAUUUGAAGUUCCUUGCGAUAGUUGGUUCCAAUUUGUCAUCUACCAUUGGCCCUGAGUUCCGUGGGACACCAGAAAACGGGGUGGCUUUUCCGAAGCUAGAGCAGUUGAUCAUCAGUAAGAUGAGCAACUUGAAGUCAUGGUGGGGCCUUGAAGGAGGAGAUAUGCCUUCACUCAUAAAUCUCAGGCUUGAUGGAUGCUCCAAGCUGGAUUCACUUCCCCACUGGCUCGAGCAUUGCAUGGCAUUGACAAGCUUACAGAUAGAUCAUGCCGAUAGCCUGGAAGUUAUUGAGAGCUUACCUGCACUUAAACAACUUAGAGUUCAGAGGAACAAAAAGCUGACAAGGAUCUCAAACCUCAAAAGGCUUGAAGAUUUGCAAGUUUUGCAUUGCUUGCUUCUGAAACAUGUACAAGGUGUCCCGUCGUUACACAAGGUUCAUUUAGAUGAAAGAAAUUCAACUGAACUUCCACAUUGGCUCCAUCCACAACCACAAGAACCAUUCAUCCUCAGGAGAUUGGAGAUUGUUGGCGCUGAAGAGCUACUUGACAGAUGCUCAUCUGCUAGUAGCCAAUACUGGUCUGUCAUCCAAAAUGCUGAUCAUGUAUAUGCAAACCUGCCGGAUGGUGCCUUCUACUUCUCCUUCACCAAAAGUACCAGCUACUUCCAUAGGAGUGCGAGGUCCCUUGCACAAUCUUCUUUAUACAUAUCACCUAGCUUCACUAUGCCUGCUGUUCCCAAAGAAGCCGGUGAUGUUAUCUUGUUGGAUGGAACUAAAAACAGCAUCAUGCAGGGCAGCCAAUCUACAAGUCAGUCAUGGGUGCGGACUCAACUUUUCACAUUUCUACUAUUUAUUGCCACCAUUUUGAUGUACCUCAUUUUGUUGGGGAAAUACAUCUAAUACACACAUAAAUUUCUGUUGGGACCUUUUGAUAUAUUUUUAUUUUUUAACCAGUCAUAUACUCGCAUUGUUUUGUAUACUUGUGAAUACUCGUAUUGUCUUGUAAUCUUGUCAAUGGCCAGUUACUUGAGAAAUGUA
Molecule: messenger RNA, 3895 nt
Organism: Brachypodium distachyon (stiff brome)
Lineage: Eukaryota; Viridiplantae; Streptophyta; Magnoliopsida; Poales; Poaceae
Product: putative disease resistance protein RGA3
Exons: 4
Coding region: 518-3757 (1079 amino acids)
Biological process (GO): defense response to other organism
Molecular function (GO): ATP hydrolysis activity; ADP binding
Source: RefSeq, a predicted model, not a curated record